AUGACCAUCACUCAUAAUGAGUGCAAUGAGACGACAGACAUCAACGAAGACAUCACUGAAGACGUGAUGGGAAGCAGUGUUAGGACAAUGGGGUGUGAAGUGGUGUUGUGUUUGGUGUACACCAUGUGUGCGGUGACAGUGGUGUGCAUACCAUUGCAUAUUCCUCGUCAGCUCAAUAAAGGCGGACAAAUGAUAUUCAACGCCAGUUGUGAAGACUCGCGCAUCUAUUCGCUGGACUUAUCGCUCAGCGAUUCCAAUGCCCACCGCUUUGUCUCCAUAUCGAGUUUGGAUGGUUUGGUGGCACUCAAGUCGUCGCUGGUGUGCAGUAGUGAUCACAUCCAACACGUGUGUCCCUUCCCGUUGAUGGUGUCCAUUCGAUCGGACAGUUUCCGAGUGACCACUUCGGCGACCAAAGUGACCAUCAUUUCGCUCGAUAUCUACUUUUCGCACGAGUCGUGUCCCACUUCUCGCAACUAUACCUCAAACUCGCACUCUUUGGCACUCAUUGUUGUAAAUGAUGACAGGGUUUGUGCGAAGAAGUCUCAGUUUUUGGCACAUUUACCACUUCUGAUGCCUCAUUCACUCAAAUCUCAGUGUCUGAUAGACUACAAGCCCUCUAUCACUGCCUUUACCGGUGAUGACAACAAUAUUGGCAUUGAAUACUCAGUUGAGCGCAACUCAUCUGAUUUGGUCUCUUUGAGUGAGAAGUGCAUUGAUUUGAAUCAUUUUACUUUUCUUCUGGAUUUAUCAUUGGAUUGCAAACCAUUUGACAAUAAAAUGGCAUCAAAUGAAACACGGAUCAGGGAUGAGAUGACACAAGUGCUUGAAAUAACUUUUAUGACCAGAGACUCGGAUUGUGAUCAAUAUUUGGAGACAUUUAAGUCACGGCUUAAAAAUAAUCGCAUACGAAGUCGAAGUCGACGCGAAUCAACAAAUUCUGAGCCCUUUUUUGAUAAAUCCUUAUAUAUAGUGAGUGUCGCCGAAGAGAAGGAGAAGGGAUAUAUAGUGACCACAAUGACUGCUUCCGAUCGCGAGACCACUGACUUGUUAUAUCAAAUGAGUGCUGUUUUAGACGCUCGAAGUCAGAGUAUGUUCUCAAUUGAUUCGUCCUCAGGAGUGAUCAGUACCACCGCUCGACUCGAUCGUGAGCUGAUGGACGUUCACUACCUGCGAAUCACAGCUGUGGACAAUGGAGUUCCCGCCCGAUCGGGAACCACAACCCUUCAGAUUAAUGUGAACGACGAGAACGAUCACUCGCCUGUCUUCGAGUUGGCCUCUUAUGACGCCAACAUCAGGGAGUCUUCUCCCAUAUCUACCACUGUGUUGACAGUUAGAGCUACUGAUGCUGAUAGUGGUGUUAACUCUGAUAUCGAGUACAGUAUUGUGAACCCAACCGGAGUUAAUGAAGCGUUUAAAAUAGACUCACAUUCAGGAAUCAUUACAACGAGAGCAGCACUCGAUCGCGAAUCCGUUGACUUCUACUCCCUUACAAUCCAGGCCUCGGAUUCCGGUUCUAUAAACACCCGGCGUUACUCUCAAACAGCGGUUGCCAUUAAAAUACUCGACGAUAACGAUAAUUACCCCCAAUUUUCUGAGCGAUCAUAUUCUGUACAAAUCCCUGAAGACAUUAAUUAUCUGAAUCGUCCCGUUAUUGCAAGAGUCAGUGCUUACGACUCGGAUGAAGGACUCAACUCUGCCCUCAGGUACUCAAUAAUAGGAGGCAAUACUCAGGGAAUGUUUCAAAUGGAUUCACUGAAUGGCGAAGUAAGUGUUAUGUCACCUCUGGAUUACGAAACUUCUCAUUCCUAUCGCCUGGUGUUGAGAGCACAGGACGCGGGAAGUCCUCCGCGCAGUAAUACAACACAAUUAUUGAUUAAUAUCAUUGAUAAGAACGAUAACGAACCCAAGUUUUACACGAGUCUAUUCCAAGAAACCGUUUUAGAGAACUCUGCCAUCGGUUCCAGUAUUGUUCGCGUUCAGGCAUAUGAUGCGGACGACGGCAGCAACUCUGCCAUCAAUUAUUUGAUCCGUAACUCCAAUAUAGUUGAUAUGCCCAUUGCUAUCGACAACCAAACGGGUUGGGUCUUCACCACGAGAGAGCUCGACUGGGAAGAGUCCAGUCUUUAUGAGUUUAUAGUUGUUGCUCAAGACAACGGUUCGCCGCCCCUCUCGGCCACAGCCAAUGUUAUUAUUCGUGUCCAAGACUUGAACGAUAAUCUACCAGUUUUUGCUCCCAAACUAUACGAAACAACAGUGAGUGAAGUCGACGCCGUCGGCUCUCCUAUCAUAUCAGUGACCGCAACGGAUAAGGACGAGAACUCGAGACUCAUUUUUCAGAUCUCGAGCGGCAAUACUAGGGGUCGGUUCAGUAUAAUCACUCAGAACGGACAGGGAUUGAUAUCAAUCGCACAGCCAUUGGAUUACAAGGCAGAGAAGAAGUUUGUGUUGAGUGUGACGGCUACCGAUUCGGGCGGGAAGUCCGAUACGGCCACUGUUUAUAUCAAUGUUACCGACGCUAACACUCACAGACCUGUGAUAGAGAAAACUCCGUACGCUAUAAGCAUUCCUGAAGACACUCCUUCGGGAACCACUGUCCUCGUGAUUGAGGCAACCGAUGGUGACGUCGGAGAGAACGCGAGAAUUACUUUUCAAAUGGACGACGUGAAGGAAUUCCGUAUUGACUCCACUUCUGGAGCUAUUGUUACGACCCGAGCGUUAGAUAGAGAAGAAACUGGCGGUUAUACUAUUGUUGUGAGCGCUUUAGAUAACGGAAUUCCUCCGUUGGCCGACAUUACGAACGUUGAAAUAGAGAUCGCAGACGUGAACGACAACUCACCAGAAUUUGUGCAAAAUGUUUACACCGUCUCUAUUACUGAAGACUCACCCAUUGGUAGUAGUGUUGUACAGAUCAGUGCCAUUGAUAGAGAUUUGGGCCUAAAUGGACAGUUGAGAUACACAUUCUCGGGCGGCAAUGAUGGCAGUGCAACGUUUGUCAUCGAUCCUACAUCUGGUAUAAUCAGAUCCAAUAAAGUAUUAGAUCGAGAAAUGACACCUAAAUAUCAAUUGAUUGCAUUGGGUGUUGACAGAGGGGUUCCCUCUAUGUCUUCAUCUGUUAUCAUCAAUGUUGUGAUCGAAGACUGUAAGUGUUGUACAGGUAAUGACAAUCCGCCGCGUUUUGAGUCCGAGAAGAUUCGACUCUAUGUUCCAGAAAACAGUCCUAUCGGUUGGACCGUCGGUUCCCUCAACGCUAUAGAUCCGGACGACGGACCCAACGCUAAGAUAGAAUAUUCUAUAGUCGGCGGACCAGAUAUGAUGUCAUUUACUUUAAAAUCUCGGCCUUCAGACAAUGGCGCAGAGCUUAUCUCUGGCAUUGAUAUGGAUUACGAAUCACCUAAAAAGGUAUAUCAUAUAAUAGUGAGGGCGUCUUCUUUGCCCCUAAGAAACGAUGUUGACGUCGAAAUUCACGUGACAGAUGUGAACGAUCACCCGCCACUUCUUCGACACUUUUCUAUUAUAUUCAACAAUUUUAAAAAUUAUUUCCCACUCAAUCACGUGAUCGGACGCAUACCAGCAUUCGAUGCCGAUGUCGCCGACCGAUUGAAGUAUAAGUUUGUUUCGGGAAAUAACGCAAACCUUUUGAUUUUAAAUGAGACCAAUGGUAACAUCAAACUGAGCCCAAGUCUUAAUACAAACGUUCCGAUGCGAGCGCUGUUUAGUGUCAGUGUUUCCGAUGGUAUUAACGAAGCGACGGCAACGUGUCAUCUCGUCGUUAAUCUCGUUACUGAAGCCAUGCUUUUCAACAGCGUUACCAUUCGUUUGAAUAAGAUUUCCCAAAAGACAUUCCUAUCGUCUUUAUUUGACCGCUUUCUCGACGGUUUGGCGGCAAUCAUUCCGUCGCCCAAAGAAAAUAUUGUCAUUUUCAACACUCAGGACGAUUUGGAAGAUGAUUCGCUUAUCCUUAAUAUCAGUUUCUCUGCUCGUCUGCCCGACAAUAGAGAUUCAGAAUCGUAUUAUUCGCCACAAUAUCUUCAAGAGAGGGUGUAUUUGAGUCGAGCAUUACUUACCAAAUUGACAGGACUUGAGGUACAAUCGUAUAGUAUUUUAAUAUAUACGGUGUUGGCGUUUGACGACAAUUUGUGUGUUCGUGAGCCAUGUCUUAACUUUGAAGAAUGUCUAUCAGUUCUCAAGUUUGGCAACGCAUCUGAUUUUGUUUCCUCCGACACAAUACUAUUCCGUUCAAUAAAUCCGGUCAAUACAUUCGCUUGUCGUUGUCCUAAAGGAUUUCAAGGAAUGCAACACAAAUAUGAAUGCGAUACUGAAAUUAAUUUAUGCUUUUCGGGGCCGUGUCUUAACGGAGGUGUUUGUGUACAUCAAGAGGGAAGUUAUGUUUGUCUAUGCAAUGAGGGCUUCGCCGGAAAGAACUGCGAAAUCAAUUUUGCUUUAGACCACUGCAGAAGUGGUUUAUGUAAAAGCGAUUCCCAUUGUGUUAACUCGAGAAGUAUGAAAAUCAAAGCAACGCUUGGCAUCAGUAGCUUCCAGUGCCUCAACUGUUCCCUCGAAGAAUGGAGUACUUCGUUGUGCGAACUCAAGACUCGUUCUUUCUCUAAGGGCUCAUAUCUGACAUUCUCUUCAUUACGACAACGCCAUCGACUCAACAUUCGGCUUACAUUUGCCACUCGACUCUCAAAUGCUUUACUCUUAUAUAACGGCCGAUACAAUGAGAAACACGACUUCAUUGCACUCGAAAUUAUAGACUCGAAAGUAGUAUUCAGUUUCUCUGUUGGCGCUAACAUUAGCAAAGUUACGGUUCAGUCAGCAAUGGGUGUUAUAAAUGAUGGUAAAUGGCAUCAAAUAGAAGUGAAUUACUUGAACCGCACGGCAACACUCAAACUCGACAAUUGCGACGACGCUCUCCUUAGAGCUGUCCAUAGGAAUCAGUUAUCGUCGAAGUAUAUGUGCGCCAACACAACAGUACUCGACUUAGAGCCGCGCUGUUCCGAUAAAAUGCAGACUUGUUAUCGAUUCCUAGACUUGACGGGUCCGCUACAGAUCGGAGGACUUCCACAAUUGCCAACUCGUUUUCAAACUACUCAUAAAGACUUUGUCGGAUGUAUUACUCAACUUUACAUUGACCAUCAAAUGGUGGAUCUCAACUCAUACGUAGCCAACAACGGCACAGUAUCCGGUUGUGCCCAUAAGCAUAGGUUUUGUCAAUCGCAACCUUGUCUUAAUGGUGGCACUUGUCGAGAGCGUUGGGGAUCGUAUGUAUGCGACUGUCCCAACACAUACACCGGUCAAGACUGUAGUCAUUCAAACGAAGUGGUGAAGCAAUUCAGAGGCGAUUCGUUUUUAUCGUUCACACCUCGUUUGCGUCCUCUCAGUCUGCCGUGGAUUAUAAGCUUCCAGUUUAAGACAAUUAUGUCAAACGGGUUGCUCUUGAGAUUGCAAUUGGGGCACAACAGUGUUGUCGCUAUUCAAAUACACCAUUCAAUUAUCAAAUAUACUUACAAUUUAAACAAUAUAACUAUUGAUGACGCCUUUGUAAACGAUGGUAAAUGGCAUCAAAUCGAAGCCAAUUGGAUGACUAAUGGACUUAGACUUAGUCUUGAUUUUGGACAAUACGUACGAUUUCAAGAUUUUGAAUCUGAUAUCAAUGGACUGUAUAUCGCAAAAGUGACUGUCGGGGGACUCGAGCCAAAUGAACACCUGAACGAAGAAAAUCAAUUUGAGCCGUUCGUUGGUUGCAUUCAAGCGCUAGAUGUGGGCAACAGUAAGGAUUCGUGGCUCAGACCCUCUCUCCAGAAUAAUGUGGAUGAGGGCUGUAUUGAAGGCAAUCCCUGUUUAUCCAAUCCAUGUCCACUUAACGGCAAAUGUAUAGUCAAAGCAUUUUCAGAGUAUGAAUGCAAAUGUAAUAGUGGUUUUGCGGGCGAUGUUUGUACACCAAUAUGUGAUUUAAAUCCGUGUGCUUUUGGUUCAACGUGUUUACUAUGGAAUAAUAGUCGUGGAUAUAAAUGUCAGUGCGAUCGACACCAUACAGGGCUCUUAUGUGAAGACUUACUGCCCAAAACAUGUCCAUCCAAUUGGUGGGGAUAUCCGAUCUGUGGUCCCUGUAAUUGUGACACUACUAAAGGCUAUGACGGCAACUGCAACAAGACAUCUGGUGAAUGUAGUUGCGAACAGAACCACUUCCAGCCCCUCAAUAGUGAUGUAUGCUUUAAGUGCGACUGUUAUGGCACCGGUUCUUACAUGAGUCGAUGCGAUCCUACCAGUGGUCAGUGUAAGUGCAGGCCUGGAGUGAUUGGUAGGCGUUGUGACUCGUGUCCGAGUCCUUUCGCAGAAGUCACACUCAGAGGGUGUGAAGUGAUUUACGACGGCUGUCCGCGUGCUUUCAAUGAGCAAGUUUGGUGGGAACGCACUCUUUUCAAUGCACAAGCAGUACAGUCCUGUCCCUCGGGCUCUAUCGGAAGCGCUGUGAGACAAUGUUCUGAAACCAAUGGCUGGAUGGCAGCCGAUCUGUUUGACUGCACUUCAAAUGCAUUCAUCGAAUUAUCAGACCAGUCAACACUGCUUGAGAAGAAUGAAUUCUUGAUUACUUCCCAUCUUUCUAUUAAGAUCUCAAAUGAUUUAAUUAAUGCAAUCAAUAACACAGAAACUCUUUAUGGAAGCGAUAUAUUAAUUGCAUACCGAUUGAUAAGACAUAUGAUUAAUAAUGAAUUAAAACAAAAGGGUUUAAAUCUGACGCAUAAACAGGACCGACAUUUCAUCCGAAAUUUGGUCGAAUCCACUGACCAGUUGUGGGAUAUGCCUAAAUCGUUGCACUCAUAUGUCAACACAAGUGCUUUAUUACACUCUUCUGUGCCAUCCAUUUAUCUUGAUAUGAGUCUACCUUUAGAUUCAAGUCCUUCUGUUUCUAUUCCAAAAUAUAAUAACUUUCCGAUACGGAAGCAAAACAUUGAUGACAUCACCAAAGUUUUUAUACCACUUAAGACUUUGGCCGUUAAAACUAUUGAAGAAAUUGCGUCAAAUCCUAUGAAUGCAUCGUUUGAUAGACAACCAAAAGCCGACACUGCGAUCGUUGGUUACGCUAUAUUUUCUUCUUUGGGUCAAAUUCUCCCCCCUAUUGUUGAUUCAAGUGUUCGACACCGAUUUGGACAACCGAUUCGCGCAAAUUCACCCAUAUUUUUGCUGACCAUUAAACCUCUAAAUGGGACCAAAUUUGUUAAUAAAUCAAUUGUGCCUAAACUUCAUUUCCGAAUGCGAACACUUGAUCGUAAUGGUAGAAGUAGUCCUCAAUGCGCGUACUGGGCCUUCAACUCCAAUGCCAACUCUCGGUCCAAGUCAUCGUCGGGUCAGACCCGCGGCCGUUGGUCUUCCAAAGGUUGCGAAGUGAAAGGCUUUCAUCCGACUAACAAAUAUAGACUUUCUUAUGAUUACGUCAACUGUUCUUGUGAUCGGGCCAUCGGUGUCGCUGUUCUUAUGGAUUUAACUGCUAAUGAAUAUUUUGUGAGCGAGUCAUUAGCACAAGUUGUUGUAUCAUAUUUUGGUUCAAUUGUUUCGUUGCUAUUAUUGGCGUUUACUUUAUUUGUAUUGACGGCCAUUCGAGGCAUUGAAACGAAUAGCAAUUCCAUUCACAGACAUUUGGUGUUAUGUCUAUUGUUGGCCGAAUUUAUAUUUUUGGUGGCACUUAGGAUUCGGUCCACUUUAGUUCAAAAAGAGUUUGGCUGUAAAAUGACUGCAAUUAGUUUGCAAUAUUUGUUUAUGUGUCUCUUUUCAUGGAGUUGUGUCCAAAGUAUACAUUUAUACCGAAUGUUAACCGAAAUUCGGGACAUAAAUCACGGACCCAUGAAGUUUUACUAUUUCAUUGGAUACGUGAUUCCGGCGAUUAUUGUUGGCCUUACAGUUGGUGUUCGUGCCGAUCAAUACGGCAACUAUAUCUUUUGUUGGCUCUCUAUAUAUGAAAGUGUUGUCUGGAGUUUAGUCGCUCCCAUAUGUAUAGCCAUUAUUGUGAGUAUAAGUCUAACUAUUAAAAUGCGAUACAUUGUUAUUAUUAAUCUGACACUUAAUAAACAAUUGGUAAAUCUUGUGGUAUUCCUUUUGGCACUUCAGGCCAGUGUGCAAAUCAAGGAGACUGUUAGUGAUUAUGGAAAUCUUAAGACAUUGUUAUGGCUUAGUAUUAUUUUACUACCACUUCUGGGCUCGGUCUGGAUUUUGGCACUUCUUUCAGUCAACGAUACUCUUGAAGAGCUUCACUACGGCUUCUCUCUCAUGUCUCUAAUUAGUUCUAUCUAUAUAUUUGUCGGCUAUUGUCUCAUUAACCAUAGAGUCAGACAUAAUAUUAGGGUUCUUUGGGCCCGACUUAGAGGGCGCAAAGGUGUAUACGUUGACGACAGCUUAAGUGGUACGAGAACUUCAGUGGCCUCACGUUCGGCGCCUACUUUUCACAAUUCGUCAUUUGAUGUUUUGCAUCGAAAUAUGACAAUAUGUGCCUCUUCUACCACCAGUCGCUCCACUGUCACCAAAACGUCGAGCACAGCCUUUAGACAUAAAAGAAGACAUACUUUGAAUGCAGAGCACUCAGAGUCUGAUAGCGAUGUGUCUUAUGAUCGCUCUCUAGAUCUGGCGUCAAGUCAUUCAUCAGAUGAAGACGACAAUAGUUGUGCUCCAAAACAAAACCGAAUCAAUGCUGAGAUUCAACAAAACCAUAAUAUAUUUGGAGACACUUCUGUUAACUCAUCCCUAUUUGCACGACCAUUGCAUGUGUCGGAUGCACAGCAUGUGUACCCAAAGUGGUCGCAUAUAGCCUCUCAUUCAGUGCCAUCGCCGUCUCAAACCUCUCCCAUCACAGAAUGCGGCCCUUUCUUAAGCAGCAGACCUUACUCUCGGUCUAACAUACUUGCCAUGACUGCUGGCCUUUCAGCUGAUUCUUUAGCAGCUCAUCAGAACAUAACUAAUAAUGAAUUGAAUGCAUUGAAUACAUCGUCUCAAGCCAUCAAUGUAUUCACUUCGAGCUCACAUAACAGUGAAUCCCUUUUUAAUAAUAAUGAUAAUAAUACUCAACAUUUAGAGGCAAACAUUAAUUUAAGUGAAGACAUGGAUCUUAAUAUUAAAUAUGAUAACAACGGCUCCUCUAAAGCCCACUCUAUUAGUGAAAUACUCAUCGAUGAACGAGAGGUCAUUGACCACAACAGCACAUCGACUCUCGACUCCAGCAAAGAGAUGGACCCGAUUCAGGAAGACGUCACACAAUCACUGCCACAACAAUCCAUCAUUUCUUCUGUUGAUGAGGAGGCAGCUGUCAAUAGUGUCGCUCCGACACCACUCGUCCCUAUUAACUCCACCCCACACCACCAAUAAGUCUCUCUCUCUCUCUCUCUCUCUCUCUCUCUCUCUCU
This is a messenger RNA of Medioppia subpectinata, 9392 nucleotides long. The record is from the annotation of a GenBank genome assembly. Lineage: Eukaryota; Metazoa; Arthropoda; Arachnida; Sarcoptiformes; Oppiidae.